Molecule: messenger RNA, 1626 nt
Organism: Megalopta genalis
Lineage: Eukaryota; Metazoa; Arthropoda; Insecta; Hymenoptera; Halictidae
Product: transmembrane protein 26
Source: RefSeq, a predicted model, not a curated record
AUGGCAAAAUUCUUAGCAACCGUCAAGGCGAUUAUCACGCGACUGGUUUUCGCUUCUCACGGUUUCAUAGCUAUUUGGCAAGUGACUACUUUUAAGAAGAAUCCUCUCUUUUGGUACCUCAGCUCUCCCAUCCUGCUAUUGUUUCUCGAGGGCAUCUUUACACUCACUAUAAAAGAGAACCAAGAAUGGAAAUGGUUCUGCCCGUCGGUGUUCCUAUACCUCAGCAGCGUGGUGCCCGCUAUAUGGCUUCUAGAGUUGGAUAAGGUCGACAGAAGACUGAAAGCUUUCGAAUCUAAUGUCAACAUAUCGGAGAACUUGGACCUGGAUCUGACCAACCUGGCUGCGGAGGAUUUGAAGCAUUUGGAGAAGGCGUUAGGUGUGAACAUUCACUUGCCAGACAUUCAAAUAUCUACGGAAACGUGGGUCACUCUGAUAGAACAAUUCCUGAUGCUGGUCCUGAUCAUUGGAAGGUGGAUGCUGCCGAAGGGUGACCUGACGCGUGAUCAACUGAGUCAAUUGUUGCUAGUUUACAUAGGGACGGCUGCCGACAUCAUAGAGUUCUUCGACUCUUUCAAGGAAGACAGAAUAGCUCGUGAACCCGUGCUGGUGUACCUGACACUAGGCAUUUGGGCGUGGUCUUUGAUGCAAUUCACUGUCGUACUGACUGCUACCAAGUCCAGGAAAUCCAGGUUGUCCUCAGGGAAUGCUGUGAAAAAGAGGAUGCACAAUGAAACCAGCUGUUGCAGCAUCGACGUAUGGGGAAUUGCCUUGAACAUGCUUCUUCAGGAUGGUCCUUUCCUGGCAUUCAGGCUAAUCCUCAUCAUUCACUACAGCAUCGUCAGCUACAUGAACAUCUUCUUCACUUGCAAGAAUACUCUGGUCAUACUUCUGCAGCUCUACAGGCUGUACGUAGUGCAAACGGAGAACAAAAGCAAGCAGAAAAAGAAGCCUGUUAUGGGUAACAUCAGCAUCAUUUCGAAAGGUGAUGUAUAUAGGGAUGUUAGGGCCAGGAAGGUCUGCGAAAACAGAAGAAGAAAGAAAAAGAAGGACAGAGAUGUGGAGGCUAACUACACGGACAGCGAAGAGACCACUGAAGAGACAGAUAAAUUUGAUUCCUCUCCUAGAAACAUAGGCCAUUCUAAACGAAAAUCUAGGCAAGACACUGGCUACUCCACGUCCAGUUCUCGCAACUCUGCGAAGCGGAACAGGUCGCAAAAGAAUGAACAUAAAAGGAGAUCUGCACACAGAGAGGAAUCGAAGCACGAAGUUUCCUCUGACGAUGAGAGACGCAGGAGGAGAAGCGAGAAAAAGUCGUCCGAGAAGAGCGACAAGAAGCAUUCUGAUGGAAUCAGAUCAAAAUGCCGGAAUGACGAUUCGAGUAAAAGUUCUAGUAAAAGCAAAAGGUGUAAGGAGAACAGCGAGGACGAGUCCACGACUGAAGAAAUGGUUGUGAAGUCUGUUAGCGAGGAAAGCGAGUCAGAAUCAGAGAAAAGGAGCCAUAAACGAUGGCUUGGUGUUGACUACAACCGUGAAAAGAAGACUUUCUAUCAGCUAACUCCAGCAAAUUUACAUUUAAUUUCUCUAUGUUUGAUACAAGUGACCGAAAUGUCUGAAGAAUGUAUUUGA